Manduca sexta (tobacco hornworm) is the source of this 1746-nucleotide messenger RNA. Its product is annotated as UDP-glycosyltransferase UGT5. Lineage: Eukaryota; Metazoa; Arthropoda; Insecta; Lepidoptera; Sphingidae. The record is from RefSeq and is a predicted model, not a curated record. Gene Ontology annotation, molecular function: UDP-glycosyltransferase activity. Bases 56 to 1618 code for a protein of 520 amino acids. The transcript has 8 exons.
GAUGAACACAGCUGCGCCAGUCGGUCUCAAUAGUUCACACUGAGCGGCCGCGAAAAUGAAGCUGUUCGUAUUAUUAGGGUUGUGUUUAAGUGUUGUUGAGAGCUAUAGGUUUCUAGUAUGCAAUCCCAUGGCUAUAAGGAGUAUCACUUUGCUGGCUGAAGGCGUUGUUAAACAUCUUCUCAAAGCUGGACAUGAGAUCGUGUUCAUCACAGCGUUCCCUGACAAAAACAACAACAAUCCGAAGUUACGUCAAGUCGAUAUUAGCGAGAACUAUAGGCGUAUGCAAGCUGAAGAUAUAUUGAACAUUACCUUCCUCAUGGAAAAUACUGAUCAGACAAUCGAUUUGGAACUUUUACAAGAAAUGUACAUAGAUAUAGGUAUACAGACCAUGGAGAACGAAAAUGUAAAGAAACUGAUGCAAGAGACAGAUCAACAUUUCGACGCUGUGAUUAUUGAUUGGGUGGAUACUGAUCUUUACGCUGGAUUCGCCGGAGUCUUCAAUACUCAUCUAAUAUGGUCGUACUCCAUGGGGCCAUACUGGCCGAUUUUAAGACUGAUUGAUGGGCACUCAAAUCCGGCGUACAGUAUCAACAAUAUGUCGCCAAACACCUUACCCCUGGGCUUCAGACAAAGGGUUGAGGAACUUUGGAACCAGUUGCAUUGGAGUUACAUUAAGAAUUUCUUAGUGUUCGAGAAAGAAAAGUCUGUGUAUGAGAAGUAUUUUGGCCCGUAUGCCGCUAUGCGAGGCAGAACUCUCCCGCCUUUUGAAAAGGCCAUCUACAACGCCAGUCUUGUGAUCGCGAAUGCUCAUCAUGCGAUCGGUGGGUGGCCACAAACACCGCAGAACUUUAAGUUCGUGGGAGGAUGUUACAUCGAGGAUCCACCUAAGUCAUUGCCUGCGGACUUGAAGAAAUUGAUGGACAGCUCUACUAACGGAGUUAUAUACUUCAGCAUGGGCUCUACUUGGAGAAGCAAGGACAUACCAAAGCAGUUAACGGAGGGAUUGUUAAAUAUUUUCGGAAAAUUAAAACAAACAGUCAUCUGGAAAUACGAAGCGGAUUUGCCAAACAAGCCUAAGAACGUGCAUAUACUCAAGUGGGCUCCACAAACUAGCAUUUUGGCUCAUCCCAACUUAGACUUCUUCAUCACGCACGGUGGUCUCCUGUCAUCAACAGAAGCCAUUCAUUUUGGUGUUGCACUAAUAGGAAUCCCAAUUUACUACGACCAGUUCCACAACAUGGUGAAGGCAACAACCGCCGGAUAUGCUAUCAAAGUGAAUCUCAACUAUGACUUAAUUAAAAACUUGGAUGCAGCCAUAAAAGAAAUGCUGACUAAUCCAUCAUACAAAGCAAUGGCCAAAGAACUUCAGAUGAGGUACCAUGACAGACCAGUAAAACCUUCAGUAGAAGUUGUCCAUUGGAUUGAACAUGUAGUGAAGACCAAAGGAGCUCCUCACUUGCGUUCGCCUGCCCUACAUGUGCCUUUCUACCAGAAAAUUUUCCUAGAUUUACUUGCCCUUGUAUUUUUAGUUUUAUUAUUAAUAGUUAUAGGUUUAUAUUUCUUGUUAAAACAACUGUUUAAGUUAGGAACUGCUGAGAAACGUAGCAAAGUUGACUAGUUUUAGGUUUAAUCUGGUGUAUUUGUGUGUAGAUGUGCAUUGUGAAUUAUAGUGAGACGAUUAUUAUUUACUAGACUUUGUUAUUCUUGUUUGUUGAAAUUCUAAUUAAAUAUAAAUAAUAUUGGAAA